UGGGGGACUGGGGAAUUGAUAUAUAUAUAAGGACUAGGUAUUCUCCAAGACAUCCCAAACUAGUGCUCUUCAUUCUCUGACUGGUCUACCUACCACUGAGCACCAUGCUGAAGGAGGCAAUCCUCGCCUUCACUCUGUUCUCUCUGGUGAUGUCUGCCCCAACAUCAAAACCAGAACCUGUAGAAACUACAGUUGUGGCUAAGACAGAUCCCACUGCUGAUGGACUUGAGAAGGGAGCCCAAGAACCAGCCAAGACUACAACCAAGCCAGAGACACCAGAGACUUCUGCUUCUAACCCUAAACAAGUAACUACAGCACCCCCCGAAGCUACAACCACUCAGGAGGUUCCAAAGAGUAAGCCAAAGACUAUUGCUCCUGAGAAGAAGCAAGUAACUAAGGCACCAGCUGAAACUACACAAGAUGAGCAGGAUCUGAUGAAGUGGAUACAAAAAGUGACAUGGGACGAUCAAGGAAAAGCACAUGUUGUGACUGACUGUGAUGAGGAAGAAGUACCAAUGCAGAUACAGAAUGAAAAUUACAUCGAUUAUGUGCCAUACAACUCAGAUUAUUACAGCCCUGAUGACCAAUACAUCAACUCAAAUGAUUACAACCAAUAUGACCAAUACAUCAACUCAAAUGAUUACAACCAAUAUGAUUACUAUGGAAGACAGAUUGAGGAUGAUUAUAACAAAAUGCAGUACAACUAUGGUUACAAACCCACUAGACCAUGCUCUGGUUAUGACUGCAUUUCGUGCUAUUAAAUGUAAAAGUCAACAACUUAACCAGAAAGUGAAGCAAAUAUCAGUCUUCCCUUCCUGAGAACUGGAACAUCUUCUUCAACCUUGAUUACAUUUCCAGAAAAUUCAGAACUUCAGAACAGAUCUGUUUCAGUUGGACAGUACAAAUGAGGGAAGAUUUUUGUCUAAAUGGAGUUCUGUAUUUGAUUAUCAUUUCAAAUUUUAUGGCUUUUAAGAUGAUAGGAUCAUGGAUUUAAAACUGGAAGGACAUUCAAGUCCUUUAUUUUCAAUGUAGAAAUCUUGAUAUUAGCUUCCUUCUGUGUUCCUCACUGCCUAGGAGAGGAAUUAAGUAUGUAUUCAGGUCAGGCACAUUCUAUCUCUUUCUCCCAGUUUCACAGGCUGCUGAAUUACCUUUGGCUCCAUUUUUCCACCAUGAUCUCAUAAAUGAAUUCUUAAAGUCCACCCUAGCCCCCAAGCCAACCAUGUGUAAUAAUUUCAUUUCAUAUGCUUUGGAGUAAAUUUUGUUGCCUUAUAAUUAUAAGUUAUAUUUUUUAAUGUGAAAUUAUUAAUAAU
Molecule: messenger RNA, 1310 nt
Organism: Monodelphis domestica (gray short-tailed opossum)
Lineage: Eukaryota; Metazoa; Chordata; Mammalia; Didelphimorphia; Didelphidae
Source: RefSeq, a predicted model, not a curated record